Messenger RNA from Mycena citricolor, 2076 nucleotides. NCBI's taxonomy places the organism in Eukaryota, Fungi, Basidiomycota, Agaricomycetes, Agaricales, Mycenaceae. The record is from the annotation of a GenBank genome assembly.
CGUCGAAAUGGCCAAUCAAAGACCCUGCCCACAGUGAAGACAGCCAAGAAGCCGAAGAAGCCAAAGGAUUCUCAGAGAGAAAGCCGCAUCCAGACUGCUCUUUUCGCAAAAAAGUAUAAUAUUGCAAAUUCUACACUUGCUGCUCGCUGGAACAACCAGACCAAGUCUCGCGCAGAGGCAGACACCGAUUGCCAGUUCCUCAGUCCUGCAAAGGAACGCGUUCUGGCCACAUGGAUUGAGUACUUGGGAUGCAUUGGUGUUCCCCUGUCGAAGAGGGCUAUACGUUUGCGAGCUGCACAACUUCGGUCUGACCGAAAGAAGCCCUCCCGAAACUGGAUCCCCCUCUUCCUUGCAAGACAUCCUGAGAUCAAGCUAGCGACGGCGCACGGUCUUGAUCCAAAACGAGCGCAGGCUUUCAACAAGCCCGUGGUCGGCCGAUACUUUGAUAAGCUGGAGGAGCUGGUCCAACGAUACGAUAUCCCCGUCGAGAAUAUCUACAAUAUGGAUGAGAAGGGCUGUCAGCGAGGAGGUGGAAAGAAGACUGCAGGUGUCAAGUACUUCUUUGGACGGCAACAGCGCACACGAUAUCGCCAUCGGAGUGCAAACCUAGAGCUUGUUACAAUCCUCGAGGCUGUCUGUGCUGAUGGCUCGUCACUGCUCCCUGGUUUCGUGUUUCCCGGAGUCGAGCAAUCCCCAGAAUGGUUUGACGAAGACCUGGCUAUUCUCAUUUGCAUGUCAGCCACAGGUUGGACAGACAAUCACAUUUCUGUCCAAUGGUUCAAGAAGUGCUUCAUUCCACAAGCGAAAGCAUGGGCCAAAGAGAAGGGCACCAAUGAUCAGCCAAUUCUGCUUGUUCUCGAUGGACAUGGCUCACAUGAAGCUCUCGAGCUCAUUGAUCUGGCCCGCGAGAAUAAUAUCAUCCUGCUCCUCCUCCCUCCCCACACCACGCACAAGCUCCAGCCAUUGGAUGUUGGCGUCUUUGGUCCGUUCUCGCGUGCAUGGACUGAGAAAUGUGAUGAUGUUGUCGACGACACCACAAAGGAGAUGCCUAAGGAGGACUUUGUCAAGCACUACAUGGAUGUACGGCGACAAACCUUCAAGCCAGCGACCAUCCAGACAGCAUUUCGAAAAAGCGGCCUUUUUCCGAUCAACAGAGCCGCCUUCAAUGACGAGGAUUAUGCUACAAGUGUCCCCUUCUCCACCACCGCUCGAGACAUUCCAGUUGCUCCUCAGUUUGAGCCGUACACACCUUUCCAGCUGCCAGCAGAUCCAGAUGACAAGGAUCAUUGGAGCAGAGACUUCUUUGACGAAGACGACCCAGAGUAUGAUGCUUCUGAUGUGGAUGCGCGACCAUACAAUCCAGUACUUGACCAUCCUCAGGCUGGAGCCGAGCUUCCACCGCUUACUCCGACACUAUUCGCUUCUCCCCCUUCGUGCCAAAACUCCAAUCUUCCUUCGAUCAUGCCAUCGAAUUUCUAUUACAAUGCGGCGCUGUUCGAGCGUAUCAAGGAUCUCGAGACGCAAAUGCAUGCAAUGGAGGCCCAUAUGACCUUGUUAGACACACGCAGUAAUCAGCCCAGCAAGAAAAGGAAGCUCAACGUUGAUGCACGGUGCCUGACAUCGGAGGAGGGACGGGAGUUGGCAGCGCAGCAAGAGGAGGAGCGUUCGGCAAAGGCUCAGGAGAAGGCAGACAAUGCGGCCCAAGCCAAAAAGAAGGAGAUCGACGCCGUAGUGCGGAGGCAAACAAGAGACGCAAACGAGCCAUUUGUUGGUCUCCUGACAAGUCGCAGCAAAGAGCUGCUUGUCGAUGUUGCCUUCGAUCUCCAGCUGCCCCAGGAGAAGCUGAAGCUCAAAUGUGACAAUCAACCCAAAAACAAAGUCGAAAAGAGAAGUGAAUUCGAAGACUGGAGAAUACAACCAAGUAGCUACAGUAUUUAUACCCAAAUCCAGUCUGAGUCAUAUCUACAACUAAUGAGUCAUAGGGCUAUGUACCGCAUGGAACGCUGGUCAUGGGUCGUAGUAGAACCUUCUGGAGCAUAUGUCGCGCAGCCUCGAAUCGAUGAAGAUAAUCCCUGA